Messenger RNA from Rotaria sp. Silwood2, 1593 nucleotides. The record is from the annotation of a GenBank genome assembly. Lineage: Eukaryota; Metazoa; Rotifera; Eurotatoria; Philodinida; Philodinidae.
AUGAAUGAUUCAAAUAGCAACGAUAUUAAUAUACUCGAUCUACCUGAUGAAAUUUUACUUACAAUUCUUAGCAAAUUAAAUAUGAUUGAUGUAUUAUAUUCACUUGUGGAUGUAAAUACAAUUUUUAAUCGAUUAAUAUUUGAUUCUCACUAUAUUCAUCAUUUGAAUUUAACAGCUAAUACAUUGCUUAAUGAUUUAUCUUCGGUAGAAAAUGAAAUUUUAAUUUUCGAUCGAAUUCGCACAAAAAUUUUACCUCGAAUUCAUGAUAAAGUAAAUAAACUCACGGUUGGACCAUCUUUUAUGGAAUUUAUUUUUGAUACUGUUGAUUAUCCUCAACUUCGCUCGCUAUCACUUGUCAAUUUUCAAAAGAAAACAUUUUUAGAACAUUUAAGAGAUACUACAAUGUUUUUUCGUGUUCUUAAUGAUCAAAUAACGCACCUUAAAGUCGUAAUCGAAGAUGACAUAAUAAUAAAAGUAACAGAUGAUUUGGAAAUAAAUUUAUUUGCAUUCAUAUUAUUUUUGUGUAACUGCCUGAAGCAUUUUCAAUUGUUAUCUGGUCGACGUUUAAAACAUCCUACUUUUAAUCUGGCACCAGAACAGCGUAUAAAAUUAAAAUCAUUAAGUUUAACUCAAUUGAAAAUAAGUGUUAAUACUUUUGAUGAUUGUCUUUAUCUUCUUGAUGAAGAUCUCGAAUGUUUAUCUACAUUAAUUAUUGAUAUAAAUGAAAUUGUAGAUUCAUCAUAUAUAAAUAACAUAGUAAGCAAAUUACCCAAAUUAAAAUGUUUCUCAUUGAUUUCAUACAAUGACACAUAUGUUUAUGAUAAACAAAUUGUUCCAUUACUGUGUCGAAUGUCAAAUCUUGAAGAAUUGACAUUAUUUCUUAAAGUAAUAAGAACUCAAUUACAUUAUAUUGAUGGUACUCAUUUAUUCAAUGAUAUUCUCAUUAAUAUGCCAUUGUUAAACAAAUUUACAUUUAGUAUAAAUACUCAUGUUCUCGAUGGAGGUGUUAAAAUUGAUCUUCCAACGAAUAAUGACAUUCAAAAUAGUUUUAUCAAAAUCGGAUACAAACAAAUUGAUUCAUAUGUCGAUGUUAAUUUAUCGAAAAUUGGUGCCAAAUGCCAUGUUUAUUCACUUCCAUAUGAAUUUGAUACUUUUUUCGGUCUGACAAACUCAUUUCGACGUGGUAAUUUCGAUAAAGUUCGAUGUUUGGCCAUGCAUGAUAUACAUCCAUUUGAACAUGAAUAUUUCAAAAUUAUCUCCCAAGACUUUCCUUUUCUGCAAAAAUUAACUGUAAUUAAUUCUGAACCACAAAAAAACAAGCAACAUUCGUCUACAUUGAUUACAUUUGCUCAACUUAACGAACUCUAUCUGAUGGAUGUACAUAUUGAUUAUAUUGAACAAUUUCUCUUCGAAACAAAUACUCGUUUACCUCGAUUAAAUUAUCUUACUAUCAAUUAUGAACCAUUAGCAAUAGUUACAAACAAUUUUACAAAUAAUGCAGCACGUUUCAAUUGUAGUCAAUUACGAAACAUUUAUAUAUGUGAACCAUUUGUUCGUCCAGAAAAUUUUCAUUCAUAUUUUACUUCAUUGUAA